Messenger RNA from Oncorhynchus masou masou (cherry salmon), 2914 nucleotides. RefSeq names its product palmitoleoyl-protein carboxylesterase notum1a-like. NCBI's taxonomy places the organism in Eukaryota, Metazoa, Chordata, Actinopteri, Salmoniformes, Salmonidae. The record is from RefSeq and is a predicted model, not a curated record. Gene Ontology annotation, biological process: negative regulation of canonical Wnt signaling pathway; protein depalmitoleylation. Gene Ontology annotation, molecular function: palmitoleyl hydrolase activity.
UCUUGUCCAUGGUUUGUGAGUUUGUGUUUAUAAAAUGUUUUUCUUUCUGUUCUAGGUACUACAUGAAAGAGUCCAGAGGGAGCAGACGGUGGUUGAUAUUCUUGGAGGGCGGCUGGUACUGCUUCAACAAAGAGAACUGUGACAGCCGAUACGACACCAUGAGGAGACUGAUGAGCUCGUCCAAGUGGCCUCAAACCAAAACAGGCACAGGGAUCCUGUCUCCACUCCCAGAGGAAAACCCUCACUGGUGGAACGCCAACAUGGUGUUCAUCCCCUACUGCUCUAGUGAUGUGUGGAGUGGUGCCUCAGCCAAGACAGACCACAGUGGCUACGCCUUCAUGGGGUCUCUGAUCAUUCAGGAGGUCGUGAAGGAUCUGCUGACCAAGGGGCUUGACAACGCCAAGGUUCUACUACUGGCUGGCAGCAGUGCGGGAGGGACGGGGGUCCUGUUGAACGUGGACCCUGUGGCUGAGCUGCUGGAGGGGCUGGGGCACCCUGGGAUCCAGGUGAGGGGUCUGGCUGACUCGGGCUGGUUCCUGGACAACAAGCAGUACCGAUCUACUGACUGUCACGACACCAUCAGCUGUGCCCCCACGGAGGCCAUCAAGAGAGGCAUCAAGUACUGGGGCAGCGUUGUGCCAGAGAGGUGUAGACAGGUCCACCGGGAGGAGUGGAACUGUUUCUUUGGCUACAGAGUGUUCCCCUCCAUAAAGAGCCCAGUGUUCGUGGUCCAGUGGUUGUUCGACGAGGCCCAGCUGACCGUGGACAACAUCCAUCUGACCGGUCAGCCCGUCCAGGAGGGGCAGUGGCGGUACAUCCAGAACCUAGGCAUCGAGCUGAGGAACACGCUCAAAGAUGUCCCGGCCAUGUUUGCUCCAGCUUGCCUCUCACAUGAAGUCAUCACAAGGAAUUACUGGAUCGACGUUCAGGUCAAAGGCACCUCCCUUCCCCGAGCCCUGCACUGCUGGGACCGCAGUCUCCAAGACAACAGCCGGAACAACAAGGCCCCGCCCAAGGGCUGCCCCGUCCAUUUGAUUGACAGCUGCCCCUGGCCACACUGCAACCCCACCUGCCCCACCAUCCGGGACCAGUUCACGGGCCAGGAGAUGAACGUGAUCCAGUUCCUCAUGCACAUGGGCUUUGACGUGCAGAAGAUGGCCCAGCAGCAGGGAAUGGACCCCAGCAAGCUACUGGGGAUGCUGAGCAGCGGGAGCUAAGGAGACACAGGAGUAAAGUCUUAGUACAGUAGACUAAACCAGGUGGCUAUGGGGCCAAAUCCUAACUUUGAGAUCCCAGAAUUUUUUUUUUUUUAAAUACUUGUUUUAAUCUCCGGUUGACAUCAAUGUUUGAUUUAAAGGGAUAGUUCACUUUUGGGGGAGUGGGGGGAUUUUAGCUUAUUUUUAACUUGAAGUAUCCUUUUAAGCAAAAGACUUGAGUUUUGUGUGGAUCUCAAGGUAGGAUUCGACACCAAGUCUGGUCCCCACAUCUGAUACCUCCAGCUCUGCUCCCCAUGUUCCCUGUCCCCAUCCCAUUCACCUCAGCCCUAACCUCAGUCACACCUAAGGGCUACAGUCUGACCCCUGACCCCUCACCCCCAACCCACCCGACAGAGCCUCUCACAACCCAGUACUAUUAGGAGUACUAGGGCAAACACUCCACAUAGACAAGGCACACCUCUCUGCUACUCUCCUUAAAUUAUCUUUUGGUUGGGAAAGAAAAAGAAUAAUCACGAAUGUAAUCCAGUUUUAAGGAUGCUCAUUGUUUAGUUGCUAUUUGCUCUGUUUGUUUUUUUGUUUUUUACCUUAACUUUUAUCCUGUGUCGGUUGUUUUUAAUUGUGUCAUUGUUAAAAAGGCAGCAAUGACUUAAGGAAGUGUUUUAAAGGAGUCUAUGUAAAAUAUAUGAAGUAAACACAAUGCUUAAGUCUGUCUAACUGUGGGUCUCUUCUACCAUAGCAUUUUCUCCUCAAGUCAAGAACAGGCGCAUACACACAUUAAAGGUGUGGAAAGCACUGGACAAGUAGUCCUUCUCUAAGGAGGAGGCAGUGACUGCUUCCCAAAUGCCACCCUAUUCCCUAUAUAGUGCACUACUUUUGACCAGGCACUAGGGUGGCACUAGGGUGCCAUUUGGGAUGCAACAAUAACAUGGAAAUAACUGUGGAUUAUUCAGUGAGGUGAAACGUUCAGAAUGUUACAGAUAGAAAUGGAACGAAUAGAUCAGACACGAUUCCCAAUAUUAACUUGCCAGAUAUCACAUCUACACAACACAUAUCUAUCUGAACGUUCUGUAACCCUUGCACCCUCCUGAACAGGGUCAGUAUUUACCCCCGUCUCAUCUCCAAAGCAGUGGAGGGUUGGGAAAAGAGUGGAAAGAGAGAGGCAGGAUGAGAAAGGAAGAAUGCAGCAACCCAGCUCUCACCGCUGAUCAUCACCACAGCACACUGUAACAACAACUGCAUCAGACUGUUCUUAAUGUGAUGCUAGGCAACACAUGAAACAAAUCACCAGCUGGCUGACAGUUUGUUACUCCAUGGCUUGAUGCGGUAUCAUAAAGGCAUAACGGCUGCAACCCGGAAUUGACCAGUCAGAUUGCGAGACCGGAAUGAACCUUUAUAUAAUGAGCAAUACACGUUCAGGUUCAUUUGAAAACCGCAGGAAUUGUAUGAGGACCAAUGAGAACUUAGAUACAACCACCAAAGGUAGUGAUUGGGUGUCACCUAUUGGCAAUUGGAGGAACAUCAUGAAAGUUCAACCAAAGGUUUCUCACGGGGCUUCCAACUAAAGAAAUUAUGAUUCAGAUGGUUGUGGUACAGAAGAGUCCAUUAUACCGGUAACUACAGUCCUUACCUUGACACAGGUAGACAUGGUUCAGAUCCUAAAGGUAUUGAACACAGAAACAGAAUUCUAGAGGAAUUCU